CGCCGACCUAACUGUCGCCGCCAAAAUAUCUGACGUCCAUACGCAUAACCGUCGUUGGUGAGGGUAGAGGUUCAUUUGAAGUUAGGCAUUCUAAGGAGGAAGUUCUUCCGUUGUUCGUGUGCGAGUCGAGUUUAACCAGAUUAUCUUGGAAAAUGUCAGGACGCGGUAAAGGUGGAAAGACUAAGGGAAAGGCGAAGACCCGCAGCAGCAGGGCAGGGCUGCAGUUCCCGGUUGGAAGAAUCCAUCGUCUUCUGAGAAAAGGGAAUUACGCGGAACGAGUGGGAGCUGGAGCACCGGUCUAUUUAGCUGCAGUAAUGGAAUAUUUAGCGGCUGAAGUACUCGAGUUAGCCGGGAAUGCCGCAAGAGACAACAAGAAGACAAGGAUAAUUCCACGUCAUCUGCAGCUAGCUAUUCGUAAUGACGAAGAGUUGAAUAAGUUGCUCUCUGGUGUAACCAUUGCUCAAGGUGGUGUUCUGCCUAACAUCCAAGCAGUUCUUUUGCCGAAAAAGACUGGUACCGGUGGAUCUGGAAAAGGAGACAAAGCAUCCCAAGAAUAUUAGAAUAACAACCUUUUUAACUUAACAGUACUUUAGGACUAUAUCCUUCAUUCUUCAAUUUUUGGCGAAAAGAAACGAAUAUCUAGAAUGUAUCAGAAUCACAAUCAUUAUUCCAAUCACACACAUGAUAGCCUUGUCUAAGUGAAUAAUGCAAUCUACUUCAUUCAUUACCAAAUAAUAUUUUUCGUUUGAGUAAUGUACAAGAGUGUAUUGCAUUUUUACUUAAGAUAAACAUUUUAUGUACCUACAUAUAAGUUGUAUAAUUUAAGUCUUCACUUCCAUUAAUAUAUCCACUUCAUUUUA
Molecule: messenger RNA, 860 nt
Organism: Nomia melanderi (Alkali bee)
Lineage: Eukaryota; Metazoa; Arthropoda; Insecta; Hymenoptera; Halictidae
Product: histone H2A
Cellular component (GO): nucleosome
Molecular function (GO): protein heterodimerization activity; structural constituent of chromatin; DNA binding
Source: RefSeq, a predicted model, not a curated record